Cucurbita maxima (winter squash) is the source of this 705-nucleotide messenger RNA. RefSeq lists its product as uncharacterized. NCBI's taxonomy places the organism in Eukaryota, Viridiplantae, Streptophyta, Magnoliopsida, Cucurbitales, Cucurbitaceae. The transcript has 6 exons. The coding region runs from base 157 to 705 and encodes 182 amino acids. The record is from RefSeq and is a predicted model, not a curated record.
CUUCAGUCUCUAGUUCGUCUUCCGCCAUUAAAGGUCUUUGGAAGCUCAAAGUGCUCACUCAGAAGCGUCCACUGGAAUUUCGAUUUCCCUGUUUCCUGGUGGAAGAUUUCGCUAGUGGAUUAGUCAUCAAACUUUGAUAUAAGUUAGAGCUCAGAAAUGAAUCUUGAGACGGAUGCUGAGUUACCCCAAGCUGAGGAAUCAAUUCCCGAAGUGACUAUGGAACAUAAUUCUAAUGAAGGACCGUCUGAUUCGAUGAAAGAUGACCUUGAGGUUUCACCUAGUUGCUCUGAUGAUUCGAGCAUCGGGGACAUUUUUUACAAUGAUGAACCUGACUUCCUAGAAAUGCAAAGGGUAAAUAAUAUAAUCAAAGCGGCUUACAAGGAAUUCAUGGCAAUAGCCAUCAGAGCAAACGCUUUGAUUUUCCAUCCUCCAGCAGUAGGUUCAGUAGAGGAUUUACAAGAGAUGUUCCACACUACACCACCUCGUGGAUCUACAGUUGAAUGUUCCGUCGAGUAUGACGUUCUUUCCAUUACUCCAGAAUCGCUGAUCACAAUAAUGAUGAAUGGGGUGAUAUGGAGUUCGAUAUUUUCCAACAUCAUUUGUGAUGGAUCAUUUGAAAAUGUUCUCACUCCUUUGAAAGAAUUCUGGUCAGCAGAUUCAAAUUCAAAUUCUAAGGAUGUUGACACAGAAAAAGAAAAUAUAUGA